UAUAAGAAGAAAAACAGCGCAUGCGCAAAAGAAUCAAGAAUCACAAAUCCAUGACUUUGAUACUCGUAUAAAUCGGGCAGUGCUCUCUUGUGUUCCACGCGUGUGAUUUCAAUGCGGACAUGAAUAAUUACUGAGUUAGUCCCGCAGCUGCUGGUCGUAAUAUCUCGACAGAGACAGUGAGUAUGGACUUUCGGGAGGAUGUCAUCGUUUUUGCAACGUCAAUCGGUUAUCGAUUAUUUUGUUUGCAGUGCACCUCUAACUCUCUAACGAGUGGCAACAUCCUCCUACACCGAGGUUGGAAGACCGAACGUCCUGUCAUGUGAACGUCGAAUGACUCAAUAAGAGACGAGCGUAUGUAAGUAUAUGUUUUUUGCGUGUUGCACGACUUCUGGAGGGAGCACGUUCGAUUUCUAGCCGUUCGUACUCAUCGUCUGCCCUAAAGAAUUGUUUGAUAAGGACAAUGUUGGGGAUAUGAUCGUUAUCAUAAUGAGCGCAAAAUGGAAUGAGGAAGAUAAGCAUCAUGAUUAGUACUGACCACUCCUUCGAUCGCCUGUAUUAUCGCUCGCAAUCUCCUCUUGACUCUUUUUCUCCAUAGUGAGUUCUUCUCCUUACUUUUCUCAUUAGACGAGGAAAGUAGGUGGACUUCUUGUUAGCACUAGGCUAACUAGCUGAUUGUGCCUUCCUCGACAAGAACUUUCAAAAAUGUUCCGAAACACGUUUCAGUCCGGUUUUCUGAGUAUCCUCUACUCAGUGGGCUCUAAGCCACUGCAGAUAUGGGACAAGAAGGUACUAGUACGUAAACGUAGGUCGACUCAAUAUGUUUUUCAAGAUUACAAUCCAUGCCUCUAAUCCACGUUCCAAAUCUGCAACUACAACUAGUACAUUGUCCAUGAAGAUGAAUUUAUUUCAUUGAUUUGUUUCGAAUCUUCUAAGUUGCCUCCAAUAAACCACAAACUGACUAGGUGCGAAACGGACACAUCAAGCGAUUAACCGACAAUGACAUUCAGUCAUCAGUCCUCGAAAUUAUGGGCACAAAUGUGAGCACCAACUUCAUUACUUGCCCAGCAGACCCGAAGAGGACACUCGGAAUCAAACUUCCGUUCUUGGUCAUGAUCAUCAAGAACUUGAAGAAGUACUACUUGCUAUGUUAAUCUUUUUGUGAGCUUUUAUUUGCUUAGCCUGGUACAUGAUUGAUCUGCUCCAUCUCUACUAGCUGUUGCUGCUUAUUUUGUUUUUUCUGAAACAGCUAAAGAACAAUCCUCGAACAAAAAGCUUGACAACAUCCCUUAAUUGUCUUGAUGCACUACAACAGGUAUUUCACAUUCGAAGUACAAGUUUUGGAUGACAAGAAUAUCCGACGACGAUUCCGAGCAUCGAACUACCAGUCGACGACCCGCGUCAAGCCAUUUAUCUGUACCAUUCUUUCUAGCAAAAUCCAAAAAUUAUGCGUUUUUUUUUAUUAGUCUUGCAGGGGGCACGUCCAGUGAUAUUUCUAUUGAUCAUCAAUUUUCAUAUGCUUUUGAAGUUAAUUUCCUUCUGUCUUCUUUUUCCCUCUUGCAAGAAAUAUGGCUAUGCCGUCCUUCUAUUAAUAAGGUACAAUGCCGAUGCGAUUGGACGAGGGAUGGAAUCAGAUCCAGUUUAACUUGAGUGAUUUUACCCGCCGUGCGUACGGAACGAACUACAUUGAGACCCUCCGCGUUCAGCUCCAUGCCAAUUGCCGCAUCCGCAGGAUCUACUUUUCCGACCGCCUCUACAGCGAAGAGGAAUUGCCGCCGGAGUUCAAGCUCUUCCUUCCCGUCGCCAAGGGGUAAUCAUUUUUGAGGAUUUCUUUUUCUAUACUCUCACUCUAUCUACUGGUAUCCGGAAUCUUUGGACAACAACGAGCUUGACUCCUGUGCGCACCUCAGGAAUCUUCACCACUUCUACGGUAAUAUGAAAAAACCCACCGUAACUUUCAGGCAGCAGGCCGCUGCACCGGUCGCGAUGUAAGGCGCAUGACACGAGCCGCAAAUGGAAAUAUUUGUAGACACGUGAAAAAGCUCGAAGCAGGUACUCCACUUGAUAAAUAUUUUACUUGUGCCGGAUUAUAAAUAUUUAUAAUGUUCACACAAGUCGUUAUUAUUUUUCUUGGAAAAACAAAAACAAAAUUAAUGAACGGUUGUUGGAUAUUAAGUUCCAUCGUAAUCGAACAGUGUAUCGUGCGAAAGGACACAACAUACAAAAUGUUUUCCUCAAAUCACGUUUACAGACUAGCCUUGUUUCGUUAUGCGGAAUGGGGUAUGAACUGAGUAGCAGAGGACGCUGCAGGCCAGCAAGCUUCGAGUUGAGAAAAUAGUAAGGUAGUGGGUAGUUAAAUUGCCAUUCGGUGGAUGUUGUGUGAUAAAUGCAGCAACCUUCAAAUGCGGUGGAGCGGGGGGGGGGGUAAAAAUCUAGAUGAGCUUGCGUAGAAGAAGAUAAGCUUUAUCGUAUGUACCGAUACAGUAGAAUGUAUGUUGUCUAAGGAACUAACUAAAGAACUAACCAAGUCUAUCGUUGCCAAAUCAAUCAUGGCUGGCAAGACCAAGCCAAAAUCACUCGUUAAACUGUUGAAAUACACUUCAAACUUUCUUGAUCUAGGAACUUUUGAAUGUUAUUCGUCGUGAAAACAACAAGGAAUUCCAAUUUUGUCGGCAAAAUAUGUUGAUGUUAUGGACGUACUGGAUCGUGUAGUCCUCGUCGUGCAAAGUAAUUGUAUUAGUAAAAGUAGAGCCUUGAUGUAGUUAAUCUUAAUAAAUAUCGUUAUCAAUUAGAAUAAACCGCAGUAAUAUGACCUAGCAAUUUGUUAGAAUCGCAUCUGUAGUUCUUGAAUUAUUGAUUAGAAAUGUUGUAAGUAGUUGAAAGUUCACAAGUAGAGAUGUCGAAAAAAAACCACAUGCACAUCACCGCAGUGUGGUUUUAGUAUGGUCAGGCAAGUGGAGGUCAAUUUCUUGCUUAUCGUCUGCCAACUUUCUUACAGCAGGAAUUAAGACAUUAUCGGAGGCUUAAAUACCGGUCAACACACAGCCGCGCAUAGAAACAAUAUAUCGAUGAUAACUCUAAUUCGACAACUAUAUCUAGAAGGACCUCUCGUGCUUUCCCGACAAGGUGAACUACAACUGAUAUAAUUACAGUAAAACAGAGACAACUGUCGAAAAAGAACAUCGUUACAACUUUUGCUGGCCUCCUUGUCGUAUACAAGACACAAGUGAAUAGCGCAGCAUCAGCGAGAUCAAACAAAGUAGAAAUGAAAAGGCUAGUGCCCCGGCUGUCCCACAUGACAAAGAAGUUCCUGAACAAAGCUAGAUGUCCAAAACAUAGAUGUUCGUUAGGAGAACGAAGCAGCUGUUGUUCAACAACAACAUCAUCUCUUGUGUAUAAAUAAUGACUCCGAUGUAGAAGUUGCGCCGCGCCAGCUGGGAGGUCGUGAAAACAACGCGAGGGAGCAGUGACACUAUGAGCGAUACAACAACAGAAGCGACGGACCCUACACCACACGGAGCAAAUUGUGAAAAUGCCCAGCAAGAUUCUAGCAGCAGCAUUCGAAACGAGAAGGACUCUGAAUUUUCUGCUGCGGAGCCGAUGUGAAGCAUGUUCGCUCUACUCGCUCCUUCCUUCGCAGCUCGGUGCUGCAACUAACAUUUCUUACAAACCUCCAUCAAGGGAUGACAUUCACAACAAAGGUAUCGAUGUCAUCGAGUUUCCGAUUGUUAUGAUCAUCGUAUGCAUUACUAUCACAAAGAGCAUGAUGAGGACCAACGGACAUGAGUAGCAGAGCCUGAUUCUAUGAUGAUACAGACCUAGAAAAAAAUGACUAGUUGUAUGUUGUUUGUCUAGGUAUUGAAUUUGAAACAAUAACAACUUCUUGCGCCAAAAGAAUGUGAUUGCCACGAACAUGUAUAGUUACCCGAAAUAACGAAAAUCGAGUCAACGUCUUCGAAUCCUCAAAAAGCUUCAUCGCCGUUGUUCUCUUGUCUAUGUUGCUUUGAAAUAUCAUAGUCUUCUCUUGAAUCGAUAGCAUUGGAGAUUAUAGAGAGUUCAAGACGAGGCACGGAAUGCGAUUCAAGUGCAAGAAGCGUUCUUCAUACUUCUGCUUCUCGAAUCGAGCGAAGAAGAUGUAGUUGUUCUUGUUGAAGAUCAAUAUUUUUAUUGAAAACUUAGUAAGUAU
This is a messenger RNA of Amoebophrya sp. A25, 4183 nucleotides long. Lineage: Eukaryota; Dinophyceae; Syndiniales; Amoebophryaceae. The record is from the annotation of a GenBank genome assembly.